Messenger RNA from Arxiozyma heterogenica, 2031 nucleotides. It is a transcript of the gene GCD2, whose product is annotated as translation initiation factor eIF2B subunit delta. The record is from RefSeq and is a predicted model, not a curated record. Lineage: Eukaryota; Fungi; Ascomycota; Saccharomycetes; Saccharomycetales; Saccharomycetaceae. The transcript has a single exon. The coding region runs from base 1 to 2031 and encodes 676 amino acids.
AUGAGUGAAAAUAAUACCGAAUCAAAGACUUCUUCAGUAACUACUGCUUCCCUAGCAUCUGCUACUACUGGUGAAAGAAAAUUAACUAAUAAAGAAUUAAAAGAACUUAAAAAACAAGAAAAGGCUGCCAAGAGGGCUGCCAAAAAACAAGCUAAUGGUAUAUCUCUGGAACAACAGCAACAGCAAGCACAAGCCAAGAGGGAAAAGAAAAAACAGCAGCAGCAACUGCAACAACAACGUGAAUUGAAAAAGAAGGAAGCCAAUUCCAAAAAGAACAACCGUGAGGAUGGAAACUCUGUAAAAAAAACUUCAUUGUUUAGUCAUCUUGAAACUACUGAAGAAAGAAGAGCAAGCAUCUUGGCGAUUACUUCUGCAGUAACUAACCCAAGAACUUCUAGAAUCACUGCUGCUGGGCUAAUGAUUCCAAUGGUUGCUAGUGCAUUAUCUGGUUCUAGAGUAUAUACUACAUCCUCAUUUGCUAAAUCAAUGUCUGCACCCUCUUCAAAGAAUAUUAAAGCUAAUAAUGGUGGUGAUUCAUUGUCUCCCUCACUUACUGGGUCUGGCGUUCAAAAAACCGUUAAUAAUACUUUAGAGAGUGGAAUAACUGCCAAGAUAUCUGGGACGGAUGCCUCUAUAACAGCCCAAGGUAGUACAUCUAAUAUUCAAACAAAUGACAUUUCCAAUACUAUGGAUAUUGCUAAAUCUUUAGCCACAAUGUCCUUAAACUCAGAUGAAUAUUCUGUAGUUCCCGGUAUAUCCUCAAUUGUUCCACAUAUAAUGGAGCAAAGUUUUGAGUCACAACAAUUAAUAUCUUCUUUGAAAGAAUUAUUGUUGAAUAAAGAUUAUAUACAUCCUGCUGUUGCAUUAUUGACAACCAAUAUUGCACACUAUAAAAUUGUUGGUUCAAUUCCACGUUGUAUUGCCAUGUUAGAAGCAUUCCAAAUAGUUAUUAGUGAUUAUCAAACUCCAAAAGGUACUACUUUAUCACGUAAUUUAACCAACUAUUUAUCUCAUCAAAUUGAUAUAUUGAAAAAGGCAAGACCAUUGAGUGUUACAAUGGGUAAUGCAAUUAGAUGGUUAAAACAAGAAAUUUCACAUAUUGAUCCAUCAAUAUCUGAUAGAGUUGCAAAGAAGGAUCUAUGUGAAAAGAUCGCUCAAUUUGCCAAAGAGAAAAUUGAACUAGCAGAUCAAUUAAUUAUUGAAAAUGCUUCACAACAUAUUGAGGAAUCUACUACUAUUGUUGUGUAUGGUUCUUCAAAAGUUAUUACAGAUAUUAUCAUACACAAUGCUGUUACUUUAAAGAAAAAAAACAUUAAAGUUAUUGUUGUUGAUUCAAGACCGUUAUUUGAAGGUAGAAACAUGGCUAAUACUUUAAGAAGAAAAGGUAUAAAUGUCGUUUAUGCAUUAAUUACAAGUUUAGAUGCUGUAUUCAACAUGAAUGUAGAUUAUGUUUUCCUUGGAGCACACUCUAUCUUAUCUAAUGGGUUCCUUUAUUCCAGAGUUGGUACCGCAAUGAUUGCAAUGAGUGCAAAGAGAAGAAAUAUCCCAGUAUUAGUCUGUUGUGAAAGUUUGAAAUUUUCUCAAAGAGUUCAAUUGGACAGUGUCACAUACAAUGAAUUGGCUGAUCCAAAUGACCUAAUACCAAUUGACUAUAAAAAUCCUGUUGAAAGAUUUGCUAAUGAAGGCACUUUGUUGAAGAAUUUCAUUAAAGAGCGUAAAGAAUACAAACAAAAACAAGAGGAAAUCAAUAAUAAAACAAAGGGUAAAGUUGCGAACAGAAAUAAUAAUAAUAAUAAUAACAAUCAAAAUGAUAAUAAAAAGAGUGAUAACGGUAAAGAUUUUAAUAACAAUUAUGACUCUGAAAAUACAAACGUACUUGAUGGCUGGCAGAACUUGAAAUCAUUAAACAUUGUCAAUAUAUUAUAUGAUUUGACCCCACCAGAAUAUAUCAAGAAGGUUAUCACUGAAUUUGGUUCAUUGCCUCCAUCCUCUGUUCCAGUUAUCUUAAGAGAAUAUAAGGGUUCUGCGUAA